AUGCGCACCACGAUUCUUGACGAGUUCCGUGUCGACAAGGCGCGCAAGUACGAACUCAAGGACUUCUGUGAUUACAUCGUCGAAUUCAGCUGCGACCAGCACGGGUCGCGGUUUAUCCAGCUGAAGCUCGAAACAGCGGCGCCAGAGGACACGCAGAUGGUAUUCAGCGAGAUACUGCCGAGCGCGCGGCAGCUCAUGACGGACGUGUUUGGAAACUAUGUGAUCCAAAAGCUGUUUGAGCAUGGCAGCCAGCCGCAAAGACACAUGCUGGCGAACCAGAUGGAAGGCCAUAUUCUGACGCUGUCUCUGCAGAUGUACGGGUGCCGCGUGGUGCAAAAGGCCCUCGAGCACGUUUUGGUGGAGCAACAGCUCAGCAUCGUGCGCGAGCUGCACGGCCACGUGCUCCAGUGCGUCAAGGACCAAAACGGCAACCAUGUCAUCCAAAAGGCCAUUGAGCGCAUCUCGGCCGACAAAAUCCGGUUCAUCAUUGACUCGUUCCAUGGACAAGUGUACACACUGGCGACGCACCCAUAUGGCUGCCGCGUGAUCCAGCGGAUGUUCGAGCACUGCAGCGAGAGCCAGACGCGCCCUCUGCUCGAGGAGCUGCACCGCUUCACGACGAACCUAGUGCAGGACCAGUACGGCAACUAUGUUAUCCAGCACGUCAUGGAGCGCGGCAAGGCGGUUGACCGCAUUCUCGUGUGCUCGCGCGUGCGCGGCCACGUCCUGCACCUGAGCAAGCACAAGUUUGCCUCCAAUGUCGUCGAAAAGUGCAUCGCUUAUGGCGAGCCCAAGGAUCGCAAGGCGCUGAUCGAGGAGGUCAUGUCAGUGCGGCGCGACGGGACGAGCAACCUGGUCAAUAUGAUGAAGGACCAGUAUGCGAACUACGUUGUGCAAAAGAUGCUUGAUGUCGUUGAUGGCCAGCAGCGUGACCAAAUCUUGGACAAGAUCCAGGACCAUAUGGCGAUGCUGCGCAAGUUCACGUAUGGAAAGCACCUUAUUACCAAGGUGGAGAAGUACCUGGCUUCGAAGGAGGGCAAUGCUGGUGGGAACAGCCCUGUGUCGGCGUCGUCUUUGGCAUCAUCACCGGUACCGCUGUCUACGGACGCGGAGCAGCCAGUGUCUGCUGCCAGCGCGACUAACUCUGUUACGCCGAGAUCACGGGCGUGA
Molecule: messenger RNA, 1170 nt
Organism: Kickxella alabastrina
Lineage: Eukaryota; Fungi; Kickxellomycota; Kickxellomycetes; Kickxellales; Kickxellaceae
Product: armadillo-type protein
Exons: 1
Coding region: 1-1170 (389 amino acids)
Biological process (GO): nuclear-transcribed mRNA catabolic process, deadenylation-dependent decay
Cellular component (GO): cytoplasm
Molecular function (GO): mRNA 3'-UTR binding
Source: RefSeq, a predicted model, not a curated record